Molecule: messenger RNA, 8252 nt
Organism: Ostrea edulis (European flat oyster)
Lineage: Eukaryota; Metazoa; Mollusca; Bivalvia; Ostreida; Ostreidae
Product: diacylglycerol kinase theta-like
Exons: 22
Coding region: 184-3114 (976 amino acids)
Biological process (GO): diacylglycerol metabolic process; intracellular signal transduction; lipid phosphorylation
Molecular function (GO): ATP-dependent diacylglycerol kinase activity
Source: RefSeq, a predicted model, not a curated record
GAUUUGGCUAUCCAUCCUCAUUUCCGUGAUUUGGUUGUUCUAUAGAAAUGGUGGAAUAUUUCACGAAAAUUUUCAAUGGUGUGACAUCUUCCUAGCUGUCACGUUAGCUAUGUGCACGUUGGCAAGUCGUAUGUUGGACGACGUAUUUCUUCCUAACUCACGGUUUCAAUCAGCGUAGUAUACAUGCCAUGUAUUCGGUUAACUAGACGAAGAGUGUGUCUUUCAAUGGAACCUACAGUGGAUGGUGGAGUUGUAGAAGAAGACAAAUCCGGCUUUAUGCUUGAAAAUGAGCAGGGUCAUGGCCAUUCGUUCAUUAAAAAGACAUUUCACAAGCCCACCUACUGCCACCACUGCACCCUAAUGCUAUGGGGCCUGAUAGGGCAAGGAUAUGUCUGCGAAGUUUGCAACUUUGUGGUCCAUGAGCGAUGCCUGAAAUUCGUCGUGUCAGCCUGCUCCAGUAUUGCUACAAACCUGAUCAAGAAUCCUGUAGCUCAUUGUUUCUCAACACCCUCCAUCUUCAAACGCAAGUUCUGUGAUGUAUGUCGCAAGCGUCUGGAGGACAGUCCUGCGAUCAGAUGUGAAUUGUGUGAAUAUUAUGCCCAUGUGGAUUGCCAAGACUUUGUGGUCAGCAAUUGUAAGGAAUGUGCCACCUACACUCCUGACAAUGAUCGUGUUGGCCAGCAGAAUAUCGUGCAGUACCACCACUGGAGGGAGGGGAACUUGCCUGCCAACUCGAAAUGUGUUGCGUGUAAGAAGACUUGCUGGUCCUCUGAAUGUAUGGCCGGCAUGAGGUGUGAAUGGUGUGGUGUCACGUCCCAUGCAAGUUGCUACAAACUUCUUCCAGCGGAGUGUAACUUUGGGAGUUUACGGGAAAUCAUGCUGCCUCCGAGCUGUUUGACUGUUCCAAGGAUAAACAUCGCCAUGGACAAGAUCCUUGGAAUCAGCGUCAGGACUCCCGAUGAAUCCGAGAAAAUAGAGAAAUCCCAGAAAUCGAAACCCAAAAAGGGCAGUCGAAAUGGGACCUCAGAGGAUUCAGAUACCUAUCUCAUAAAACCAGUUUUUGAUGACUGUCCAUCCAGCGGAGAUUCAAAAAAUGAUGACGAGGAACGAGAACGAAAAUCACCUCGCGAGAAGGAGUACAAAGAUAAGGAUAAAGACCCUGAUUUGGAAGUUUUCCAUGUGUAUGAUGGGGACAAUGCUUUAAAAGAAAAGCGGUAUCGGACAGUAUCUGUUCCAAAGAAUGCUUCCUUUCAAAGUAUAUUGGAAGCAGCACUGAAAACAUUCCACAUAUCAGAUGAUCCGAAGAACUAUUAUGUCUCAGAAGCAACAGACACAGAGGAGCGAGAAUUAGAUGAAAACAGUCCCAUCAGAUCCCAACUGAGGGCAUCAGAAGAGAAAAGGCCCUCCAUUUUCCUGCGUUACAAAGAGCUAGACUCUGACAGGGGCUUGAUCAAAGUGUACCCAGGUGUACUCAGGGUGUCAGGAAGUUACAAAAAUAUAGAAAUUGAUUCAGAUAUGAACUGUGUUGAUGUGAUACGGGAAGCUCUCCAAAAAUUUGGUGUAGAGGAUGUGGUUCCAGAGACCUUUAAUUUGAUAGAGGUGCUUCUGGAUAAGGGCGUGAAUGAACAAGUCUUACCAAGUGAUGCAAGGCCUUGGCAGAUUCUACAAAAGAGUCGAAAGGACUCCCUACAACGGAACAGGAUGACAAGGUUCUAUCUGAAGCAGAGAGAAGACCCGCAUGGACCCAGCAUCUCACUGUUUGUAGGAAACCUCCCAACAGGCUUGGCUCAACGACAAUAUGAAAAACUUCUACUAGAUUUUAUAACUCCUGAGAAUAAAUGGUCCUAUUUUGAUGUGAUAUACUAUGAAUAUGGCUCGUUAGUGCUAAUGUACAACUCAACAGAACAUGCGACCAGUGCAUUCAACAUUUUGAGUAACUGUACAUUUGAACAAAAACCAAUAUUAGCAUUGCUUUUACCCAAUAUUCAGUCCCACAUGAUCUUAGAAAAUGUCAGCCCACUACUAGUGUUUGUCAAUGCAAAGAGUGGAGGCUGUCAGGGCUCGGAACUCAUCACUUCCUUCCGCAAACUACUCAACCCUCACCAGGUGUUCAAUCUGGAAAAUGGGGGUCCUCUGCCAGGCCUCUAUGUAUUCAGACAUGUAGCGCACUACAAGAUUCUGGCCUGUGGGGGAGAUGGUACUGUUGGCUGGGUGCUGUCCUGUUUGGACAAUGUCGGACAGGAUGCAGUGUGCCAGUCCCCUCCCUUGGCCAUUGUUCCAUUAGGCACAGGUAAUGACUUAGCUCGAGUUUUACGAUGGGGACCAGGUUAUACGGGAGGGGAGGAUCCACUGAAUUUACUAAGGGAUGUGAUAGAUGCUGAGGAAAUUAAACUAGACAGGUGGACAGUGAUCUUCCAUCCGAACGAGAAGGAUCAAGAAACCAAAGACCAGUAUGAGGACACGACCUCAAUAUUUGUUAUGAACAAUUAUUUUGGUAUUGGAAUUGAUGCUGAAAUAUCUUUGGACUUCCAUACAGCCAGGGAAGAAAAACCAGGGAAAUUCCAAAGCAGAAUUCAUAAUAAAGGAUUUUAUUUCAAAAUGGGAUUACAAAAAAUGGUAAAGAAGAGACUGGUGAAAGACUUGCAUCGCCAUAUCCGUUUAGAGGUUGAUGGGCGAUUAGUUGAGUUACCACCAGUGGAGGGAAUUAUUAUUCUUAAUAUACUCAGUUGGGGGUCUGGCUCCAACCCAUGGGGACCAGAAAGAGAGGACCAAUUUGCUAAACCAACUCAUUAUGAUGGCAUGCUGGAGGUGGUGGGAGUAACAGGGGUUGUUCAUAUGGGACAAAUUCAAAGUAGUUUACGGGCAGGAAUCCGUAUAGCACAAGGAGGUCAUUUAAGGAUAACAUUACUGACAGAUAUUCCUGUUCAAGUGGAUGGGGAACCCUGGGUACAACCAGCAGGUCAAGUUGUAGUUUUAAGAUCAGCAUUAAAGGCAACAAUGCUAAAGAAGAGCAAAAAGAAGAUGAGGCGGAGAAAUACAGAACCUAGCAUAUUUUUUCCUGACAAUGAACCUCUGCGUUUACAGUCACCCACAGAGGAGAGUGAACCACUCUAACUCAGGUAGACAUGUAGUGAAUAAAAGAAACCUGACAUCAAAAUGGUGUGGACGGGAUGUAUGGACGAAUGAAUGCCACCUGUCUCGGCCCGCCUACUGCCAGCCUCAGAGGUCAAGGCCAUUGUCUCAAGUUCGUACGGACUCAGCAGUUUACUUUAAUUAUUUACAGAAAGAAAUCAAUUACCACAAAUCUGCAACCAAUCUAGUUGUAUGGAUAUUCAGUUACACUACAACCGGAGAUCUCCUUGUCUUACUCAGUUACCACCUUCAGGAAGUGGCUGGGUUUUUGUUGGACAGUAUUGAUGUUGUAUAUUUCCCAGGACACUGUAGACCUCCUCAGCUCUCAUUGGUUAUACAAAAAUAAGAAGCUACAAACAGCUCAGAAUCUAACACAAGCAAGAAUAAUAAUACUCACCCUGGAAGACUACUUCAAAAUCCAUACUUACAGACGUCUGCCCUCUGUACUGAUCGAAUCUGGAGAUUAUAUGUAAAGCACAGAUACACAGCUCAUGUUUUUGAGCGGAAUUAAUUUAAAGUUAAAAUAGAAAGUAAAUGGAACUUGUGUGGGAGUAGAACAGUGAGAAAUCAUUUGAUGUAUCGUUUUUAGUUGUUAACCAUGCUGUCAGAAUUUAAAAGAUUAGUCCACAGUGUGACUUUUUUGCACCAACUGAAGGCUGUUUGACAAAGGUAAUGAAGUUGUUUUGACUAUGGCAACAUAUAAAUUCUUUUCUUGCAGCAUGGCUGCCCUAGUAACAAAUGACUAUUGUUUUCUGGUGGACCAAUGACAUAUUACUAUGGUUUUGGUUCCUUUGUUAUUGUUUGAUAGGUGAUAGUUUUAUUGUUUACAUAUACAGUGUGUGUACUUGUAUUGAUUCAAGGAGUCAUUACAUAUUGUCUGUAAGGGUUAAAGCAUCCGGAGCUAUAGUGCUACUAUAUAUGUUAUAAAAAUAUCAGGUAAAAAAAAUUUUCAUAACGCCAACACUUUGCAUGAUGGAAGGGGAAUAGAGUUUAUGAUGAUCACAUGGUAAAAGAUUAGGGUAUAUUUAUUAUGAAUUGAAGAGUGGGAUUAAAAAAGUCUGUUCUUAUUUAUUAGCCAGUAUAAAAUUCUCUCUCUUUCUCAGAGGAUCAGGGUAUGUAAGAGUGCUACACAUAUAAAUAAGAAACCAUGGAAACAGCCACAUCAAGCCCGCUCUUUUUUGGUGAUUUCUUUGUGCACUGAGUAGCUUAUAAAUUAACAAUGCAAAAGCUGCUAAAUGGAUGCAUUACAUAACCAUACUAGAUAUGGGAACAGUAGUAAGUUUUUCAUACCCCUAGGCCACAGUUGUUUCCUGGUGCACAACUUAUGAAAGUUGCGGUUUUUAACUGGAAUAUGAUUAUUUGAAUAGCAUUGAAUAGGUUCUUUAUUAUCCAGACCUGAAUGUAAAUUAAAGUUUAUGUUUUACAAAAUUUCAACACUUUCUGUAAUUUAUAGCAGAUCACAUGCUGCUGGGAUCAGAUGUGUAACUAGUGUAUCUGUUGCAUAGCUGAUUCAGUCUGUUUUGCUCCAAGGCAUAGUUUACCAAGAGACAAAUUCAUGGAUUUUCAUUAAAAAGUUAUAAUUCAUCAGCAAUAGAUGAUGCACUACUAUUAAUUAAUGGCCAGCCCAGUAUACAAAUUGAAAUUUGGUUACCAAAAAUCUCUAAUUUUUGUUUUAAAGAUUGCAUCAGCAUUUUAACGGAGAUGUUUCAUAUCAUGUUUACAGAUAAUGCUUGGCCCUGUGUACUGAACACUAUGUAUGUAUAGAGUGUAGGUAAAACAUAUCAACACCUCCACAACUUACCAUCAAAGUUCCCGAUCUGUGACUGGAAAUGUUGGUAAUGUGAGUGACAGUUGGACUUGCCAUGAAAGUUCCCGAUCUGUGAGUGGAAAUGUUGGUAAUGUGAGUGACAGUUGGUGUGAGAGUAUUUAUAAGUGUAACUGGGACGAACUGUUAACAUGUCACUGACUGCUUUCACCCUCCCCCCACAACCCCCCACCUCCCCCUCUCCUGAUGAUGAAAGAAUAAGAAUAGGAAACUACAGUAAAUGUCCAAAACUGGUAGUACGUGUAUACAUAGGUCAUUUAUUAUGAAAUUUAAGAAUUUCUCUUUCAUAUUACUUAAUAGGGGGAAUAUAUUUAGGAAUUGCCAUGCUUGACUGAUUUUCUGUCCCAGUUCACAUCUUGACCAUACCUUUGUAACUGCAUGCUUAUGAGAAGUUUAUUCUCAACACAGAAGUUGUAUCAUUAAUCCAUCUCAAGGUCAUUUGCAAUUGGGACUUUUGUGUAUCUUGACAAAAGUUUCAACUUUAAAAUGCAUGCAUAGCUUAAAAAAGUUCUAACAUGAUAAAGUUUGCUUGUGAUUAGAUUUUUCGAGGUCAGAUGAUAGACUAUAAUAGCUUUUUAAAGCUGUUAAAGCUGCAUUUGAAAUCCUUAGGGUGGUGAUGUCUAAGAGUUACUGUUCUGACUUAAGUUAGUUUAGAGGUUUACAAUCUUGCACCUUUAAAAAAUGCAGACUUUUAAAUAUAAGCAGUUUUGAGUGUAAUUAUUUUGGUUGAUGGGCGUGGGGAUAUUAGUUGCAUUCAGAUGCCCUUGUGGAAUAUAUUAUAAAGAUAAAUUUUUUCAUAUCGGAUUAUUAAAGAUCAUUCAAAUGUCAUGGAUUAUGAAAAGUUUUCCAAAUUUUUCAGAUAUAAAAAUCUGAAAGUAAGAGGUAAUUUUACUGUUCUAUCCCAUCUGCUUUAGUCAACAGAGUUCCAGUGCCAUUUAAUCAUUUAUCUUGAAUUUUGCUGAGCUUUUUAAUAAGUUUUUUCAUAUUUUUCCGUUUAGAAAAACAUUUUCCAUUAUUUAGCAUAAUGACUAAAUGACUGCUGAAGAUUGAUAUAUUAGGAACAACUUGAGUGCAAUACAUUUUGCCAAAUUCAGAACUGCAUUUUACAAUUUUGAUAAAGAUACACUGGAGAAAUUAUCAUCUAGUCGAUGAUAGAGAUACAAUGUACUAAAUUUUCACUAUAAAAGGUUUAAGAUGGUGCAGGUACAUGAUGAAUUCAAAAAUAUACAUAUUCAAUGUUAGGGGGAUUGAAGUUAGAGGGGUAAAUUGUACAAGGGAUCUAUGUAUAUGUCCUGAGUAGUAAUGGGGAGGAGAUGUCCUUAGUGGGUAUGGGGAGGGGCUCAAGUUGAGGACCAGGGUAUGAAGCCACCUCUGAAGAUUUUUGGAUGCAUUUUACAAUACUAGAUUUGUAUGACACCUUUUGCCUUGUCAUUUUCAUUCCAAGAUAAGAACCAUAUUUGGAAAUAAAAUUUGUUCAGAAUGGAAGCUCUCUAGACCUGGCAUUUGCAUAUUGGAUCUCUCUAUCUCUCUCUCUCUCUGUGGGGAUGAACACAUACACACACACAAACCUGACAAUCUACCUGAUCACAUUUACUUUUUUUCAAUGGAAAAAAAAGAAGAAAGAAUAAGUCUUCUGGUAUCUAGAAAAUAAAAAGCAGCUCUGGAUGUGAGUUGUUUGAAAUGAUUUUGAUUAAACAUAAGUAUUAGUGAAAUAUACAUAUAUAGAUAUUAUGUGAACGUAAGGUAUUGCUCUGUGUAGAAUGCUUGGUUAGGGGAAAGGGGGAGGGGACUAGAAUUUAUUAAUUGUGAAUGAACCAAGAAUAAAAAUACAUGUAGAUAUUUGCUUUUGUUAUCACGGACUUUGUUUUUUAAACACUAGAUGGAUAUUUGUCAGAUAUAUUGGUGCUGUAACUUUUUUUUAAUUUCCAGUUUUAUGAUAUGCGAUUAUGUUUAAUGAUGAAAGAUAAUAAAUUUUUUCUCCAUGUGUAACACUUUAUAUGUACAUUUAUUUUUAAAAUUAAUGAUAUAUUUGAUAGAGAACUCAAAUGUCUGAAGCCAUGUACAACUAUUUUAGAUGAUUUUUGUGCAUUUGAAUAUUUAAAUAUUUUUCAAAUGCAAGCUGAAUAAAAGAGGAUGGAGCAUCACAAAGCAAUGUUGGAAAAAAAUUUACAUCUUAAAACAACAAUUUGCCUGGGCUGAGAAGUGUUGAUAAUUCAAAUGGAUUAAUACAUAGAAAGCAUAUUAAGGAGACUACUUUGUCAGUAGAUGUUAAAAGACUAUUCUAGACAUUGUUUGCAUUUUGUAAAAGAACUCCCAAUUACAUGUAUUAGAAUAACGUUGAUGUGACCGUUUCAUAUUGUUUCAUUCAUCACCAUGGUGACUGACUUGUUACCAUGGUAACAAGUGUGUUGUGUACUAACCUGUAUGAUUUUAUAUCUAAGGCGGCUGAGGCCAGAGGGUUGACAUGUAUCUGAUAGUUUGAUAGUUUUCUUGUCCACAAUCUUAUAUAUGGUUGGCUGUCUUCAGCUGGGAAUAUGUUACAAUCAUUUGUGAAUUUUUCCAUAACUAAAAUUGAUUUUUCUCCGAACAUUCUCUGCCCUUGGGACUUCUACAGAACAGGACUUCUGACUGGCUUGCACACAGAUAAUUUUUUUAUAGUGCUGACAGAACAACUAAUACACGUGCAUGUGGUGACAUUUUAGAUGUUCAUUGACAUGUAUUGCCCAAGUUGAAAAUGCUGGAAAAUGUCCUUCACUAUGAUUAAACGUGUAAAUUUCUUUCAUUUAUUUAUAGCAAGAAAUUCAUUUAACUUGUUCCAAGCAUGUAAUAAGGGUAUUGGACAUAAUGAAUUAGUUCUUCACCUGACAAAGAUUUGGGAUGGGUAAAACUGAUGAGGCCACAAAAGAAUUACUUCCUAGAUUGUAGAUUAUUUCUUAAAAGAUUAAAUAUUGCAGAACAUCACAACAAAGUAAUAUAUAAAGUGGUAGACUUCUUAGCUAGUAAAAACCAUGUUCUCAGGACUGUAAUGGCAAAACUUAUUUACUCGUAACAUACGGGUCAGGAAUCUAGAAAUGAAGUCUAUUGUGGUCUUUUUCAGUGCUCUGUGUUGGGUGGGAGGGGGCUGGUAAUGCACGUUUAAUCAUUCCAGCAGUUUCUUCACCGUCUAAUGCUGAAAAUACUAUAAUUGUUGAUUUUAGCAUAUUUUGUUUAUAUAUAUACAUAUAUAUUAUAUAUAUUUAUCAUUUAAAGAAUCUAGACUUUUUACUCUGUCAUUAAAUAAAAUGUGAGAUCUGUU